AUGGCUUCUUCGCGCCAGGUCUACCUGCUCCCAUUGAAGGACGAUGGGUCGCCCGAUGUACCCGGUGGAUAUAUCUAUUUACCACCUCCAGGAGACGCGGGGUAUGUACUGCGUUUCAUCAUCGAGGGGACCAGUUCCAUCUGCCGUCAAGGCAGCCUGUGGGUCAACAUCCCCGAGGAGGGCAAGGCAUUCGAGCGCCAUUCGUUUCGCGAGUUUAGAUUAAAGCCAAAUUUCAACCGGAACAUUCAGAUCGAUAUCCCAGUUUUUAACGCCGGCGCUUUCGCCUACUAUGCCACUUUCUCUCCGCUCCCCGUCUUCUCGGUUGAGCCAGUUCUCUCCCCAGAGCCGACAAAGACGCCUCUUCAUUAUAUAGAUGUAUCGCCGAGCCUUACUUUACGCGGCAAGGACCUCCCGCUCAACGCGCUCUCGAUUUUUUCGGUGAUCUCCAAGUUCAUGGGACAGUACCCGGUUGACUGGGACAAGCAUUUGCAUGGAAUCGGCCAGCGCAACUACAACAUGGUUCACUUUACCCCGCUCAUGCAGCGUGGCGCAUCCAAUUCGCCCUACAGUAUCUUCGAUCAGUUAACCUUCGACCCGGCUCUGUUCCCAAAGGGCGAGGCGGAUGUUGCGUCGUUGGUUCCUCGUAUGGAAAAGGACUACGGACUCCUUACUCUGACUGAUGUGGUUUGGAACCAUACUGCUCACAACAGCAAGUGGCUAGAGGAACACCCGGAGGCUGGAUACAGCGUGGAGACCGCUCCUUGGCUGGAAUCCGCUCUGGAGUUGGAUACUGCGUUGCUGAAGUUUGGCGAUGAUCUUGAAGGCUUAGGUCUUCCUACAGAGUUCAAGACCGAGGAUGACUUGUUGAAAGUCAUGAACGUGAUGCGCAAACACGUAGUGGAUGGCAUCAAACUGUGGGAGUUCUACGCCAUUGAUGUGAAAGCCGAUGCGAAGAAGAUUUUGAAUACAUGGACCAGCGAGAAGACUGACCCCGCGAGCGAGAAGGCUAAGACUAUUCGCGAGCAUGGCAUUCCAAAUUCGAAACAGGUCUUUGGAAGAUUUGGACGAUCUGUGGAUGCGAAAUGCGGUGCGGCUAUCUUGACUGUCCUUCACGGCGAUUACGAUCAAAAUUCCUCCGAUAUUGCUGCGGUUGAAGCAUCAUUAACUAAACUUCUUGAUGCGGUAAAUUUGCCACUGUAUGAGGAAUAUGAUGCAGAUGUCGCUGACAUCAUGGACCAACUCUUCAACCGCAUUAAAUACCUCCGAAUCGAUGAACACGGCCCCAAGAUGGGACCUGUCACGAAGGACAGCCCGCUAAUCGAGACUUAUUUUACUCGUCUUCCUGACAACGACGUUACGAAGAAGCACAACCCCAAAGCUCUUGCGCUUGUUAACAAUGGCUGGAUUUGGAACGCUGAUGCAAUGCGUGAUAAUGCUGGCCCCGACUCGAAAGCAUAUCUGCGUCGUGAAGUGAUUGUCUGGGGAGAUUGCGUCAAGCUUCGGUACGGCAACUCACCCGAAGAUAACCCUUUCCUGUGGGACUUCAUGACCCAGUAUACCCGCUUGAUGGCCAAGUAUUUCUCUGGCUUCCGAAUUGAUAAUUGCCAUUCGACGCCGCUUCCUGUCGCCGAAUACCUACUGGAUGAGGCGCGCAAGGUUCGCCCCAAUCUAACAGUCUUUGCUGAGCUGUUCACAGGAUCUGAAGAGGCCGACUAUGUCUUUGUCAAGCGACUGGGCAUUAAUGCAUUGAUCCGUGAAGCGAUGCAGGCCUGGAGUACUGCAGAGCUGAGUCGCCUUGUCCACCGUCAUGGUGGACGUCCCAUUGGAAGCUUUGAUGUAGAUCUCCCUUCAGCUGGCAGCAGCCACGCCAUCGCAUCUGCAAAUACUGGUGAUUCCCGAGAAAAGAUCACUCACAUUAGACCGUCUCCGGUCCAAGCCCUCUUCAUGGACUGCACUCAUGACAAUGAAGUUCCAGCUCAGAAACGGGAUGCUCGAGACACUCUUCCCAAUGCCGCCCUGGUAGCAAUGUGCGCGUCUGCCAUCGGAAGUGUUAUGGGCUACGAUGAGAUCUAUCCCAAGCUUGUAGACCUUGUUCAUGAAAUUCGACAAUACACAUCGCCGUUUUCGGAGGCCGAGAAAGUUGAGAUUGGGUCCGGAGAAGGCGGCAUUGGCGGCGUUAAGAAGCUCUUGAAUGAGCUCCACACGAUGAUGGGAGUUGAGGGCUACGAUGAAACCCAUAUCCACCACGACGGGGAAUACAUCACCGUUCACCGAGUCCAUCCAAAGACGAGGAAGGGUAUCUUCCUCAUCGCACACACUGCCUUCCCAGGCAAUGAAAGCGGUGCCAUUCUGCCUCCAACCAAUAUUGCCGGUACUCAGGCCAAGCAUAUCGGCUCAUGGCUUCUGGAGGUUCAUGCGGAUGAUGAUGCCAAAGCUAAGGUCUUGGCGGAUGACAAGUAUCUCAAGGGUCUUCCAAGCAAGACUAGAAAUAUUGAAGCCACAAAGAUCGAGGGCAAUGGGAACGAAGUGACCAUAUCCGUGCUCGAAACUCUUGUGCCUGGCUCCAUCGCUCUUUUCGAAACAUGGAUACCUGAGGCUGAGCACGCAAGUGGCCUGGAUAACUUCCUGUCCAGCGGAGCGGAUGAGGCCUUUUCCGAGCUGAACUUGAUCGACCUAAAUUUCGCGCUGUAUCGCUGCGAGGCCGAAGAGCGAGACUCGAGUGACGGCCAGGACGGCGUGUAUGCCAUCCCGAACCACGGCCCCUUGGUGUAUGCCGGUCUUCAAGGAUGGUGGAGUGUCUUGGAGGAUAUUAUCAAAUACAACAAGCUGGGUCACCCACUGUGUGAUCAUCUCCGAGAAGGUCAGUGGGCUUUAGACUAUGUCGUAGGACGCAUGGAAAAGGUCGCUUCCAAGGACGGACAUGCUGCUCUGCACAAGCCUGCCGCAUGGCUUCGAGAGAAGUUUGAUGCUGUUCGCGGGCUACCCAGCUUUUUACUCCCGCGUUACUUUGCGAUAAUUAUUCAGGUGGCCUACAAUGCUGCAUGGAAGAGGGGCAUUCACCAGUUCGGCGACAAUGUGCGACACGGUCAGGAAUUCAUUCACCAACUGGCCAUGGUUAGCGUUCAACAGAUGGGCUACGUGAAAUCUGCCUCGCUUUGGCCUUCCAAACAAGUUCCUAGCCUUGCCGCUGGCCUGCCCCAUUUUGCGGUAGACUGGGCUAGGUGCUGGGGACGAGAUGUGUUCAUCUCGAUCCGGGGACUGUUUCUGUGUACUGGGCGAUUUGACGACGCCAAAGAGCAUAUUAUUGCUUUCGCAAGCGUGCUAAAGCAUGGUAUGAUCCCUAACCUGCUCAGCAGUGGGAAAUUGCCGAGAUACAACUCGCGCGACUCUGUGUGGUUCUUCCUCCAGGCCAUCCAAGACUUCACCACCAUGGCUCCUAAUGGCAUUGACAUCUUGCAAGAGAAGGUUCCUCGGCGGUUUUUGCCGUAUGAUGAUACCUGGUUUCCUUUUGAUGACCCUCGGGCAUAUUCACAGUCCCCGACUGUUCUUGAAGUUGUUCAGGAGGUAUUCCAGAGGCACGCCCAUGGUCUCUCGUUCCGUGAAUACAAUGCCGGCCCGGAUCUUGAUAUUCAGAUGAAAUCUGAAGGGUUCCAAAUUGAUAUUAAGGUGGAUUGGGACACAGGAAUCAUCUUUGGCGGCAGCCAGAAUAACUGUGGCACCUGGCAAGACAAGAUGGGCGAGAGUGAGAAGGCUGGAAACAAGGGCGUUCCUGGCACUCCUCGAGAUGGAGCUUCUAUUGAGAUCACCGGUCUUGUUUAUAGUGCUCUAUCCUGGGUCGCCAAGCUGCACGAUUCUAAGGACUAUCCUCACGAAGGAGUGGACAUUGGCGACGGCAAGUCCAUCACCUUCAAGGAAUGGAAAGACAAGAUCAAGGCCAACUUCGAGCGCUGCUACUUUGUUCCAGUCGAUCCCAAGGAUGACAGCAAGUAUGAUGUGGAUUCAAACAUCGUCAAUCGCCGUGGAAUCUACAAGGACUUGUACAAAUCUGGUAAAACCUUCGAGGACUACCAGCUUCGCGGAAACUUCCCUAUUGCGAUGUCUGUCGCACCGGAUCUCUUUACCCCCGAAAAUGCCCUCAUGGCUCUGUCCAUCGCUGAUGGUGCAGUUCUGGGCCCGGUGGGCGUGGCCACCCUCGACCCAUCAGACCUCAACUAUCGCCCGAACUACGAUAAUUCGGAAGACUCGACCGACUUUGCCACGUCGAAAGGCCGCAACUAUCACCAGGGCCCAGAGUGGACCUGGCAACGCGGGUACUUCUUGCGGGCCUUGUUACAUUUCGAUCUUCUGAGACGCAAGACACCAGAAGAGCGGACUGAGUCCUUCCAGCAGAUUACACGGCGUCUGGAUGGAUGUAAAAAGGAACUGCGGGAGUGCCCUUGGAAGGGACUGCCAGAAUUAACCAACAAAAAUGGAGCGUAUUGUGCAGACUCGUGUCCCACUCAAGCAUGGUCUGCCGGCUGCCUGCUUGAUCUUUAUUAUGAUGCUUCAAAACAUUCUUAG
Penicillium macrosclerotiorum is the source of this 4560-nucleotide messenger RNA. RefSeq names its product putative glycogen debranching enzyme Gdb1. Gene Ontology annotation, biological process: glycogen catabolic process; glycogen biosynthetic process. The record is from RefSeq and is a predicted model, not a curated record. The coding region runs from base 1 to 4560 and encodes 1519 amino acids. Gene Ontology annotation, molecular function: amylo-alpha-1,6-glucosidase activity; 4-alpha-glucanotransferase activity. NCBI's taxonomy places the organism in Eukaryota, Fungi, Ascomycota, Eurotiomycetes, Eurotiales, Aspergillaceae. The transcript is spliced from 4 exons.